Nymphaea colorata (pocket water lily) is the source of this 2036-nucleotide messenger RNA. RefSeq lists its product as uncharacterized. The record is from RefSeq and is a predicted model, not a curated record. Bases 75 to 1958 code for a protein of 627 amino acids. The transcript is spliced from 8 exons. NCBI's taxonomy places the organism in Eukaryota, Viridiplantae, Streptophyta, Magnoliopsida, Nymphaeales, Nymphaeaceae.
UUUUCGGGGGACGCCGCAUCCGUUGCAUCCCAUCACCAGUUUAUAUAGAACCGUCGGAGAGAGACGUGGGAGGCAUGCUGAAGCUGAGCGUCCGCCUUCCUUUUCUGCCCCUCCUCCCAUCCUCCGCCGUCGUCUCCCCCUCUGCCUUCCCGCUUCGAGCUCUAUUCUCCCCCUCCGGUCGCCGGGGAACCGGAAGCGCACGUUUCUCCUGGCGCGCGCGGACGGCCUUAUCCGGUGACGCGUCCAGCUCGCUCCCCCCGGCAGGAGAGGUUACUGCUGCCAUGGAUCCGCCUUCGGAGGUUAAGACGGGGGGCGUGAAGCGGACGCUGGAGGAUCUUAAUUGGGAUCACUCAUUCGUGCGCGAAUUGCCCGGGGAUCCGCGAAACGACGCGAUUCCUCGUGAGGUUUUACACGCUUGCUAUUCAAAAGUUUCACCUUCUGUUGAAGUGGAAAAGCCUGAUCUCGUGGCAUGGUCCGAAUCAGUUGCUGAGUUGCUGGACUUAGACCCGACCGAAUUUAGAAGGCCAGAGUUUCCGCUUAUUUUCACUGGAGCAUCUCCUUUGCCAGGAGGGUUAUCCUAUGCCCAAUGUUAUGGAGGUCAUCAAUUUGGGAUGUGGGCUGGGCAGCUUGGUGAUGGUCGGGCUAUUACCCUUGGAGAGGUUGUAAAUUCUCGGGGAGAACGAUGGGAAUUGCAGCUCAAAGGCGCUGGAAAGACUCCUUAUAGCCGUUUUGCAGAUGGUCUUGCUGUAUUACGGAGUAGUAUUAGAGAAUUCCUUUGCAGUGAAGCAAUGGAAGGCCUGGGAAUACCAACCACACGCGCACUUUGUCUUGUCACUACUGGCAAGGGUGUAAUCAGAGACAUGUUUUAUGAUGGUAAUCCAAAGGAAGAACCUGGAGCUGUUGUCUGUCGUGUAGCUCAAUCUUUUUUACGUUUUGGAUCAUUCCAGAUACAUGCCUCUAGAGGCAAAGAAGACCUUCAGAUUGUUCGUGCCUUAGCUGACUAUACUAUCAAACAUCACUUUCCUCAUCUUGAGAAUCUGAGUAAGAGUGCAGGUUUAACCUUCAAGACAGAAGGUCAAGAAAGCAUGCCAACAGUGGAUCUGACUUCUAACAAGUAUGCAGCAUGGGCAGUGGAAGUUGCAGAACGUACCGCUGUCUUGAUUGCAAGGUGGCAGGGAGUUGGUUUCAUUCAUGGAGUGCUGAAUACCGACAAUAUGAGUGUGUUAGGACUAACAAUUGAUUAUGGCCCUUUUGGUUUCCUGGAUGCUUUUGAUCCUAGUUUCACACCAAAUACAACUGAUCUUCCUGGGAGAAGGUACUGUUUUGCAAAUCAACCUGAUGUUGUUUUAUGGAAUAUUGCCCAAUUCACCACAACCUUGUCAGCUGCCGAGUUGAUCAGUACCGAGGAGGCAAACUAUGCCAUGGAAAGAUACGGGACCAAGUUCAUGGAUGAAUAUCAAUCUGUAAUGACCAAAAAGCUUGGAUUGACAAAAUACAAUAAGCCGCUAAUUAGCAAACUUCUCAACAAUUUGGCAGUAGACAAAGUCGACUAUACUAUUUUCUUUCGUUUACUGUCAAACAUAAAAGCAGAUCCAAGCAUCCCUGACGAUCAACUGGUAGCUCCUUUGAAGGCGGCUCUUCUGGAUAUUGGCUCAGAGCGCAAAACAGCAUGGAUAAGCUGGCUACAGACAUACAUACAGGAUUUAGCAGCGAGUGGCGUUUCAGAUGAACAAAGAAAGGAAGUAAUGAAUUCUGUGAAUCCAAAAUUCAUCCUCAGAAAUUAUUUGUGCCAGAGUGCCAUCGAUGCUGCUGAACUAGGUGACUACAGUGAAGUUCGCAGACUUUUGAAAGUUAUGGAACGACCAUAUGACGAACAACCAGGGAUGGAGAAAUAUGCACGAUUGCCACCUGCCUGGGCAUAUAGGCCAGGUGUUUGUAUGCUAUCUUGUUCGUCUUGAGGAACAGCAUCCAGUAACAUACUCCGGAUGUAAUUAUAGAUGUACAUUGCAUUCAGAUUGUGUGUUAUUACCGCCAAG